This is a messenger RNA of Hansenula anomala, 2562 nucleotides long. It is a transcript of the gene RBH1, whose product is annotated as Rbh1p. The coding region runs from base 1 to 2562 and encodes 853 amino acids. The transcript has a single exon. The record is from RefSeq and is a predicted model, not a curated record. Lineage: Eukaryota; Fungi; Ascomycota; Saccharomycetes; Phaffomycetales; Wickerhamomycetaceae.
AUGUCCUUGAAAUCUCCAACUACUGAGCUCCUCUUUUAUGAAAGCCCAAUAUCAACCCUUCUCUACGAGAUACGCACCUCUGAACAACACUAUAGAGACCAACUAUCCAAGUUAUUAGGAUGCUGCUCCCCUUUGAAAAGACAAGCUGCUAAUGGAUUCACCAAUUCUGUGAGAAAAUUGAUUGCAUAUCAUACUGAUUUAGUUAGAUCUUUGGAUCAUGUUGAUGAAGUGCAAAGUAUUUAUAACUUCAUCCAGUGGACCCAAAAUUCUAUACCGGUUUAUCAAAAUUAUGUGGCAAAUUAUCAAUUGGAUGCAAAUUCUUUACAGAUCGAGAUUCAACUAAAGAAAAAUCCAUUAAUAAGAAUAAAUCAAUUGAAUAAAUAUUUCAAUAAAAUCAUUGAAAUUAAUGAAAAUCAUACAGGUGAAAUCAUUUCAUUUGAUUCUAAAAUCUCACAAAAUCUAAUGAAACUAAUGCAAAUGGCUAAGGAUAAAAAUGAAAUGGAAAAUUUACGUAUUGAUUUAAACACUUUAUUAUUCAACAAAGUCCAUUCAUUAGAUUUACAAUUUUCAAACACCGUGGGGUUUUUCCAAUUAGAUCAAUCAAUCAAAAGAGAUUAUUUUAAAUUUGAUCUAUUACAUCCUAAAUCUACACUAGUGGAUACACUUGUUGAAGUUUUCCAAUUAUCAAACAACACUUUGGCAAUCUGUUCAGUGGAGUCUAUAGGAAGAAGUUUAAUGUUCCCACCUUUGAAAAAUGGUGAUUUUGAAAUAAUAUCAAAUGAUUUGAAUUUAAUCCAUUUGCAAAAUGAUGAUGAUGUGGAGUUGAAAUUCACAUGUCCUGAUAAAUCUCAAUUAUCUUAUUGGAAUGGGAUCAUAAAGAAUUUAUUUAAUAAUAAUGGUGAUGAUGUUGGUUCAAAUUUCCAAAAAAGUCAUUAUAAACUACAAGAUUUGAAAAAUGACAAGAUGGGAUUAGGUAUUAAAUUAGAUGAUAAUCAAUCAAUUGGUUCAUUAUUAAGAAGAUCUUCCCCAAUUUUAUCAAAACAUACAUCUUUAGCCAGUGAUUAUUCAAAUCAAAUAUUGUCAGAAAUUUCACCAAAUUUAUCAAAUAUUGAUCAAUUUUUCGCUCAUGAUGCUGAUCUAAACAAAUUAAACUCUUAUACAAGUGAUCAAGAUGCCAAGGUUGCACGUAAUAAUUCAAUCACUCCAAGAUUAAAUUCAGUUCCAAGAUCAACUACCCAGGAUUCUUUUUCAAGUGGUGAAGAAAUCACAUCAAAGAAUGUUGAAUCUAUAGGUACUCCAUCUCCAACAUUACCUUUAAAUAUUAAGAAAUCAAUCAAAACUACAAAUUUAAAUUUACAAGAUUUAUCAAAUUCAUCCACAGUUUCAUUACCAAAUUUCCAAUCAUCUCAACCUAAUUUAUUGAAUCUAAAUACAGGUUCUUCAAUUGACCUAUCUUCAAAAUUUGAUAAACCAAAAUUGAAAAAAAGAAGAUCAAUCUUUAAUCUAUUCACCAAAAAACUAAACAAUGAACCAGAAUUUGAAAUUGUUACAAAAGAAUCAACAAAGAAACCUGAACUGGAAACUUCCUCAGCUAUCAACCCACAACCAUCUCAAUCAAUGGCCUCAUUACAAAAAAAUGUGAAAAAUUUAACAAUCUCCACAUCAUCCACAUCUUCAACUACUGAAUCACCAUUACCAUCACCAUUUGCACGCUCUAAUACAAAACAGCAUUCAUUAACACCAUUUGAAGAAACAACACUAGCCUCAUCCACCAUCACACGAGUUUUGAAAAACAACACCAUAGUUUCAAAAUGGAGUCAAUCCCACUGGGAAUCAAUUGGUGAAGAGUAUGGACAUGUUGUGAAAUUCCUAUCCUCGUCACAGGGCCGUUUGUUUGUGUUAUACCAGGGUGAUGGGUCCAUAAUACCUGAAUUGAUGAUCCCUACUGAAGGUGCCUGUGUUAAUAAAUCAUCUGCAUUGGAUCUACAAAUCAAAUGUUAUCAAUCUGUUGAAUCCAAAAAGAUGAUGAUGUUGAAUGUUAGAGUUAAAGAUGUUUAUACACUAAGAUUGAUUAUGAAUGAGUUUGAGAAUAAGGAAACUUUGAGUGCUUCGAAUAGUGAUGUCUUCAGUGCUCCAAGUAAUAGCACAAGUAUGAGUUCUGUGAAUGUUGAUGAGAUUCAAGAGUUGGGUAAGCCUUAUAAGAAUGGCCAUGUUGGUUCAGGUUCUUCAACCUCGUUACAUACAAAGACUUUAUUGUUGAAGAGUGAUGUUAAGAUAAAAUUACAUAAGUUGGAUCAGGAUGAAGAAUGGAGACCAAUUUCAAUUGGGAAGUUUAACAUUUCUUCAAACUUGGGAAAUCCAGAAUAUUCAAAAUUUGAAAUUAAUUGUAAUGAUAAGACAAGGAUUGAAACUAUUGUUAAGAAUUCAAAUUGUUCAAGAAUUGGAAGAACUGGGUUAACUUUUAAUUUUGUUGAUGAUGAAUUAGAAAUUGAUCAAGUUAAUUAUUUAAUUGAAUUUAGAAAUUCACAGGAAUGUGUGGAGAUUUAUGAGAUGUUGAUAUAA